CUCUGGCUUCAGUGUGUUUGUCUUCAGGGGGCCUGGAUGCCCUUUUGAUCAUUUUAAUCUCUCUUUGGUAUUUUAUUCCUGAUUGGUCGACAGAGUUCGAAGGGGAAAAUCUUUAAUUAAGAAGAUUAUCUCUUCCUGGGAUGAGAGGAGCUCCAUUUCAGAACCCACAGGAGACCUUCAAUCUUAGAAGCAACACUUCUUGACAUAUCACUCUGCAAGAACACCAAAACGAUUUUUGUUGUCUAUAAAACACCGAGAAAGUCGUUUAUAAGAAGGAUGAUGCUUUCUCUGGAAUCAUGUUAUUCAUUAUAUCUAUUGAUGGUCCACAUACAGUCAUGUUAUACCUGGUCAGUGAAUAAUUUUCUGAUGACUGGCCCAAAGGCCUAUCUGAUCUACUCCAGCAGCGUGGCUGCAGGUGCACAAAGCGGUAUUGAAGAAUGCAAAUAUCAGUUUGCUUGGGACCGCUGGAACUGUCCAGAGAGGGCGCUGCAGCUCUCCACACACAGCGGACUCAGAAGUGCAAACAGAGAGACAGCAUUUGUUCACGCUAUCAGUUCUGCUGGUGUCAUGUACACUCUUACCAGGAACUGCAGUUUAGGAGAUUUUGAUAACUGUGGCUGUGACGAAACUAGAAAUGGGCAACUUGGAGGGCAGGGCUGGCUCUGGGGUGGCUGCAGUGAUAAUGUUGGCUUUGGAGAGGCCAUCUCUAAGCAAUUUGUUGAUGCCUUGGAGACUGGACAAGAUGCACGGGCUGCCAUGAACCUCCACAACAAUGAAGCAGGCAGAAAGGCAGUGAAAGGCACCAUGAAAAGGACGUGUAAAUGCCAUGGGGUAUCUGGUAGCUGCACCACACAGACCUGCUGGCUGCAGCUGCCAGAGUUCAGAGAAGUUGGCAACUACCUGAAGGAGAAGUAUCACAAAGCCCUCAAAGUGGACCUCUUCAAGGGGGCAGGCAACAGUGCAGCCAGCCGAGGGGCCAUCGCAGAGACCUUCAGCACCAUCUCCAAGAAGGAGUUGGUUCACCUGGAGGACUCCCCUGACUACUGCCUGGAGAACAAGACGCUGGGCCUGCAGGGCACUGAGGGCCGUGAGUGCGUCAAGAAGGGCAAGAACCUGAGCAAGUGGGAGAAGCGGAGCUGCAAGAGGCUGUGCGGGGAGUGCGGGCUGGCUGUGGAGGAGAGGAAGGCAGACAUGGUGUCUAGCUGCAACUGCAAGUUCCACUGGUGCUGCGCGGUUAAGUGUGAGCAGUGUCGGAAAACCAUAACCAAGUACUUCUGCGUGAAGAAGGAGAGGAGGGGCACAAACGAAAGUACCGGCAGGAGGAAGAAACUCAGACUAAAGAAGGCGCACUAAACACCCCCCCUAAAAACAGGCAAAACAAAAACCCGGCCUCCUUUACUGCCUGGAUAUUUAACACAUUCUCUCAUAAACUGUUGCAAAAGAAAGAUCAUGCCCUGGAAAUGCCAGCAAAUACUUGCUUUGAAGAGUUGACAUAUUCUGUAAUUGGAUCUCCAUUGCAGGUGAUCAACAGUCAAGUCUGGUGAGAUAGUGAGAAAUAGAGAGGAGGAAAAUGCUGUACGAGAAAUACAGUACUGUAUAUCAGGAACUCCAAAAAGAAGCAGACUUACAAUUUCAGUUACAAUUUCAUGUGUAACUUUAACAACAUUAUUGGUGAAGGGACCAAAUUUGAUUUAAAAUGUGUAAUUUAGAAAAUACCGAUUUUCCAAUAGGCUAACAGUUACCCCUCUGAAGUGUUUAUUGUUCAACAAUAGUGACACUUCACUUGCAUUUAGUGUAAGCGCAUUGAUUUGAAUGACUUUAUAUAGUUUUUUGUUUUUGUUUGGAGGAAUAAUAAGGGCUGAUGGUUAAAAACAUAAUUAUUAUACAUUAUUAUACAAACGGUAUUAUUACUUGUACUGUGAUCCUUGAAAUGUAUUUUUGUUUACGACUGUAAGUCGACCUGGAUAAGGGUGUCUGCUAAGAAAUAAAUAAUAAUAAUAAUAAUAAUAAUAAUAAUAAUAAUAAUAAUAAUAAUAAUAAUAAUGUUUCUGAAAAUGAAACACUGGAAUAUAAAACCAUUAAGUUACAGAAGGAUAGACAUCCAUAACAUGGAGGCAUUAUAUCAAAGUGAACAGACAUGAUUCUGAACAAAUUUAAACACUUAUGUGGAAUUGUUGCAAUUUCCAUGUAAAAAAAUGAAUAAAAAUGAACAUUUACAGAGAUUUAGAAUUCCUUCAAUCUUUAAAAACAUAUAUUUAACCCACAUCCAUAUGAUAUUUUUAUAAAGAUUCCUAUUGUGUUGCUAAUCUGGGAAUUUCAUGUCACAUGGGUAUGUCAAGAUGUCCUGAAAUACUUGCUGGUUUCAGUUUACCAUUUGAACAAAAUGAAAUAUAACAGGGUAGCAAAUGGUCCUAUACUAUCCCUGAAAAUCAGGUUCAAUCUUACUGGAGUAUUUAAUUGUACAUAAAAUGAAGCACUUUGUAUAUUGUUAAUUUAUUGCACAGUUAUAAGGAUUAUGUGCUUAUUUUUUGUUUAUUAUUUCAGAAUUAGUUUUUAUUGUAUGUUUUUGUGAAUUGUAUACUAUAAAACUGUAAAAAAAAAGGUUUAACAUUAAAUGUGCAUCUGUACAUUGAUGUGUUUCUAAAGAGUGUCAGUGUUGAUUGCAUACUUUUUCAAUGUUUUUCAUCAGUUAUUUGACUGAA
Acipenser ruthenus (sterlet) is the source of this 2702-nucleotide messenger RNA. RefSeq names its product protein Wnt-8b-like. The record is from RefSeq and is a predicted model, not a curated record. Bases 277 to 1353 code for a protein of 358 amino acids. Gene Ontology annotation, cellular component: extracellular region. Gene Ontology annotation, molecular function: frizzled binding; cytokine activity. NCBI's taxonomy places the organism in Eukaryota, Metazoa, Chordata, Actinopteri, Acipenseriformes, Acipenseridae. The transcript has 6 exons. Gene Ontology annotation, biological process: neuron differentiation; cell fate commitment; canonical Wnt signaling pathway.